AUGUGCGAGCGCAAUCUUCUCAGUCCUGGCUAUGUUGGUUCAUUGUUGAAUUUCCCCUCAUCGGACUCUUUUUAUUUCCCCAAUUUACGGGGCAAUGGAGCUCAGAUCCCUGGGCUUCCCCCUGUUUCAUACGGAAGGAGAGAAGUGUGCUCGCUCCCGUGGACUUCCCCAAGUUCGUGCGCAUCUCCGCCACAGAGCCGCGCCUUCAGUGGUUACUCUCAGCCAUUUCUGACCAAUUCGGUGCCUCAAAGUACCAAGCCCAACAACCACAACAAGGGACCACUUGAGGAAUCCAGUAAAUGCUACUAUCAGGAUAUUAACCUGAAACCAGAAGAGCCAGGUAGACCAGCGCCAUCUUUCGCCGGCUCAACCAAAUAUGAUUUUUCAAACUUGGAUAGACAAUCGCAAACCGUCCCAUGUGCCGAACUGAAUUCAGGUAGCCGAGCGGUUACCGAAGGUAUCGAGCAGUCGGUGAGCACAAAUGUCAUAAUGCAGCCAUCUUCGAGUAACCCCUGUUCCAGAGCAUCCCCGUCAGACGGUGUGCAGUGGGGCCCGACACACGUGAAGUCCAGGAAAAAACGAAAACCAUACUCAAAGCCGCAGCUCGCUGAACUCGAGAAUGAAUUUCUCAUGAAUGAGUUCAUUAACCGACAGAAGAGAAAGGAGCUCUCCGACAGAUUAGACUUGAGCGAUCAACAAGUGAAGAUCUGGUUUCAGAACCGGCGGAUGAAGAAGAAAAGACUCAUGAUGCGCGAGCACGUGUUCUCAAUGUUCUGAAUGGUUCCAGUGAUAUGACCUCCAUCGUGCAGGAGGUUUCAGACUAGAUAAGUACGGCCUUUUUAGAAAUCAGCACAGUUCAGCCCAGUGUCACAUUACAAAUGGGAUAUUUUGGAAUUACAAGUUCUUCAAAGGUUCUGGGGCGAUCUUUUUAAUAAACCAUGGGCCUACUGCAGAAGUAGCCUACUACAAACGCUGCACUGAAUGAUAAGUGUGAAAAUCUAUGCGUCACUCAUGACUCAUUCUUUUUCUUUAAAGCCUAAUUCAGGCUUUAUUUCAAGUGAACUUGUCAAGUUACUGCUGAACACCAUGAUUUAAGCAAUGGAAGUAAACCUGUAAGAACAAGUACUUUCUAAGUAUGUAAAUAUAAUAAUAGGCCAAAUAAUAAUAAUAUAAUGAUGAUAAUAAUAACAGUUCAGCGCAUUUAAAAUAGUUUAAGAAAAGUUUUUGGAGGUAGCCUACUCUCUGCAGAGCUUUUCCAAUAUAACCAAUGGUGGUGUAUUAGUGUAUGUGGUUGUAGAAGUGGUUAUAGUGUAACAUGAGCAGUUUUUCCCAGCCAGUUUUUGGCGUACUAUUUAAGAUAAUAAUUCAUUCUCAAAUGUCAAUGUAACUAUUCCGAAAAGCAUGUCAAUCUCGUCACUGAAUAUUCGCAGAUUAUUCCAAGUUCUUGUGACCUGUAACUGCGGUGGUGGAAGUUCCACGCUGUCCCCAACAUAAGGGACCUCCACCCCCCGACCGACCCACUUCACCUAAAAUGCACUUGCCUUUUUAUCCCUGUAUUUUUUGUGAAUGUCUUCUCAAUGCAUCAUAGAAGUAGGCCAACAGAAAAACAACGGAUUUUCAACAGACUUAGGAAUUAUUCUGUUGAAUAUUAUGGAAUGUUAUUGCAAAUAUUAUAUUUCUACUACUGCUGCGUAGUCGAUUUCAUAUUAUUUAAAAAAUUCACAAUUGUACUGUAUGUUGUAUUUAACGUCCUGCUUUGUAUAUGUUGAACAUUGUGCUUGUUUAUCCUAUAUAUAUUCACGAGCGAAUAUACUGGGCUGUCCUGCAGGACUCUGAAACCAAAGGUUAACUCUAGGAUGUGAGUCCAAGCUCAAGUUCGUUAAAACGUUAGUUGAGAGGCAAGGUGAAAAUAGGUGAUGGGUGAAAAUAAUGAAGACGAAAAUAAUCUGUGCAUGCCAAGUGUACACAAUAUCUAUUGAAAUAAAUUUGUUAUAUGUGGGUUGGUAAUGUAUUUACUCAAAUAUAUAAACGUCAUAUCAUAACAUUUGUUUGGGGUUAUAGGCUGAAAAACCUUAAUGUGUUCGCUUAAUAGUAAAUAGUAAUUACAGUUAUGCGAAUAACGUUUAAGAAAAUGCUAAGAUUUUUUUUAAUUGAAUUUGUUCAGCUGAACGUUUGUGUGUGUGUUAGCUGUUUUAGCCUCAAAAUACUGUACUGUAAUAAUGUAUCGUUUAUGGGAUUUGGACAAGGCAACAAAAAAGAUGACUUUGCAUGAAUUUAGUUUGUUUCUGACAUAAUAUUAGGAAAAUAUGUGAACAUGCAUCAAUGUUCAGAUUGUUUUUUUUUUUUUUUUUUUUGUUUAUGCGCCGAGCAUUGAGAAAAGCUGUUAUAUCCUGUGGAAAGGAUUGUAUAAAGAAUUGUAUAAAUAAUGUUGUACCUAGUAGUAAAUCAGCAGCAACACGUAAACGUUAUGAUAACGUUGUGCUAGAACAAUAUUUGUAUUUUUCGCUCUCUCUCUCUCUCUCUCUCUCUCUCUCUCGCACACA
This is a messenger RNA of Conger conger (European conger), 2543 nucleotides long. Its product is annotated as homeobox protein Hox-D12a-like. Gene Ontology annotation, biological process: regulation of DNA-templated transcription. The transcript is spliced from 2 exons. The record is from RefSeq and is a predicted model, not a curated record. Bases 1 to 777 code for a protein of 258 amino acids. Lineage: Eukaryota; Metazoa; Chordata; Actinopteri; Anguilliformes; Congridae. Gene Ontology annotation, molecular function: sequence-specific double-stranded DNA binding; DNA-binding transcription factor activity, RNA polymerase II-specific.